Gigantopelta aegis is the source of this 1327-nucleotide messenger RNA. Its product is annotated as alpha-methylacyl-CoA racemase-like. Gene Ontology annotation, biological process: bile acid metabolic process. Gene Ontology annotation, molecular function: alpha-methylacyl-CoA racemase activity. The record is from RefSeq and is a predicted model, not a curated record. The transcript is spliced from 7 exons. The coding region runs from base 178 to 1320 and encodes 380 amino acids. Gene Ontology annotation, cellular component: mitochondrion. NCBI's taxonomy places the organism in Eukaryota, Metazoa, Mollusca, Gastropoda, Neomphalida, Peltospiridae.
CAAAGAUCACAGACAAGAAAAAGCAAAACACUGUUUUUGCUGUAACAUGCAAUAUUUUGUGCGAAUUUGCAGUACAAACAUGAUUUAAGUUGUUGUCACUUUUAAAAACAACUCGUAACAGUUUUGUCGUAGGUGUGUGGAGUGGUGGAGGUUUAGUUCACCAAGGAGACAGAAAGUAUGGCACUGAAGGGAGUGAAAGUCAUUGAGAUGGCCGGUCUGGCGCCAGCUCCAUUCUGCGGAAUGAUUCUGGCAGACUUCGGUGCUAGAGUUAUCCGUGUGGAUAGGACUAAAUAUGCUGAUAUGGACCGGCUUGCGAGAGGAAAACAAUCGAUUGCAGUUGACUUGAAGAAGAAGGAAGGGGUCACGGUCAUACAGAGAUUGUGUAGAGGCGCUGAUGUGCUCAUAGAGCCGUUCAGACAUGGUGUGAUGGAGAAGCUUGGUCUGGGGCCGGACGUGAUGCUGACCGACAACCCGAGACUGGUGUACGCCAGACUGACCGGUUUCGGACAAAGCGGUCCACUGGCUAGAAAGGCAGGACAUGACAUCAACUACCUGGCCAUUUCAGGUGUCUUGUCGAGGUUUGGCCGACACAAUGAGAAUCCAAGUUUCCCUCUAAAUCUGCUGGCAGACUUUGCUGGCGGGGGACUGAUGUGUGCCCUAGGGAUCACUAUGGCCCUGUUUGAAAGAACUAGGUCAGGAAAAGGGCAGGUUGUGGAUGCCAACAUGGUAGAGGGAGCAGCUUACAUAGGUAGUUUCAUCUGGAGAACGCGAGACUUGCCGUUUCUGUCUGGGAACCCUCGAGGACAGAACAUGCUGGAUCAUGGCAGCGCGUUCUACGAGGUUUACAAAACAGCCGAUGAUAAAUACAUGUCUGUUGGGGCCCUGGAACCACAGUUUUUCAACGACUUGCUUAAAGGUUUGGGGCUGGAUCCUGAGAAAGUGAGUCAAACUGACGACCCUGAGGAGUUGAAAACUGUUUUCCGAGAGAAAUUUCUCUCCAAGACGAGAGACGAAUGGACAAACAUAUUUGUUGACGGACACUUGGACGCUUGUGUUUUCCCGGUGUUAGAGACCGACGAAGCUCCGUGUUACCCACACAAUAAGGAGAACCAAUCAUUUCUGCACACGUCCAGUGGCGACCCCGAGCCUGGCCCUGCUCCAAACCUUUCCCGAACACCUGGUGUCGACCGUGUGAAACCACAGCCAAGAACUGGUCACGAUACGGAGAGUGUUCUGUUGGAAGCUGGAUUCAGUAAAAGUGAAAUUGAACAUCUCAUAGAAGCUAAUGUCAUUGAACAAAAUGUGCAAUCAAAACUUUAAAGCUAAA